UUGGUUCCCUGGAGGGCGGAGUCCAGGCGGGCGCCGGCCGAGGGAGGGGGUGCGGCGGCCCUGGGCUCCAGUGCUACCUCAGGCAGCGGACGAGAUGCUGGCAGCUGCGGGUCUGGCGGCAAGGCCGCCGGGGAUAUGACCGACGGUUCCUUGCUUCACCAGUGGUCCUUGGGCCCGUAGGUCGCUGGGCGAGCCGCAGUCGGACCGCAUCUGUGGAGUCAGCGCAACCUUCGCAGGAUUCUUCAAAUUUUAAGAACAAAUGCACCUUAUAGCUCAUGGAAGAAAAAACACAAAUCAAGACAUUUUUGGGUUCCAAAUUGCCAAAGUAUGGAACAAAAUCUGUAAGAAGUACACUGCAUCCAAUGCCAAAUGGGGCACCUGUUAAUUUAAUGGGAACUUCCAAGAGAAGCAACAUCAAAAGUUACAUAAAAAAUAAUGGCACUGAUUGCCCAUCGUCCCAUUCAUUCAAUUGGAGAACGGCAACUAAAUACCAACUUAGUGCGCAAAGUGCUGAAGAGCCUAAUGAUACUCAAAGUUCACACAAUAAAGUAAUUGAUCCUGAAAAACAUGCACGUACUCAAGGAAUGUUUGAUAAAAAUGGGAUAAAGGGAGGUUUGAAAAGUGUUUCUUUAUUAACAUCAAAGUUAGCAAAGCCAUCCACUAUGUUUGUGUCAUCCACAGAGGAGUUAAAACAGAAGUCUCUGUGUGGACCAUCUAAUUUGGGCAAAUUCACCAAAGGUACAUUAUUAGCAAGGACUUCAUAUUCUUCAGUCAGUGCUUCAAAAUCUCAGUUGAAUGGAUUUUACGGAAAUAGAUCAGCUGGUAGCAUACAAAGGCCUAGAGCAAACUCCUGUGCCACCAGAAGCAGUUCUGGAGAAAGCUUAGCACAAUCCCUAGACAAUGUUAAAUCUCUUACUUGUGAAAAAAUGGUAAGGUCACAGAGUUUUUCACAUUCCAUUCAGAAUUCAUUCCUUCCACCUUCAUCUAUAACCAGAUCACAUUCCUUCAAUAGAGCUGCAGAUCUUAUUAAGCCUUACCAGAACCAACAGCUAUCCAUGAGAGUGCCUCUGAGGUCAAGUAUGUUCACAAGAAAUUCCCGGCAGUCAGAAGUACUUAAUGGGAAUGAACAUUUAGGGUAUGGAUUUAAUAGGCCUUAUGCUGCUGGUGGAAAGAAGUUGGUUUUACCAAAUGGUACAGGUGUAACUUCCACUUUGGGCUAUAGGAGGAUGAUUCAUCCCCCUCUACUGAAAUUGAGCCCAUCUCCGUUUUCUGGGACUUUUGAUGGUAAUAAAAAUUCACCUGCUGGCACUUGUGUAGAGGAAGAUGCUGCACUUUUGGCUAAGGACAGAGCUACUGAUAAGGACCAAGAACUAACUGAAAAUGAUAGUUAUAGAACAGAAAAUGACCAGACUAUGAAACAUGAUGCUAAAAUUAGAUACCUGAGUGAUGAUGUAGAUGACAUUUCCUUGUCUUCUUUGUCGUCUUCUGAUAAGAAUGAUUUAAGUGAAGACUUUAGUGAUGAUUUUAUAGAUAUAGACGACUCCAGCAGAACUAGAAUAACUCCAGAGGAGAUUUCUCUCAAAGAAGAAAAGCAUGAAAAUGUACCACCAAAGGAUAUAUUUGAUUCCCCCAAGGAAAGUGAAAAAUCCUUCAGUAAAACUGAUGAGUGGAUAGAUAUAAGUGUCUCUGACAGGAGUGAAUGUACAAAACAUACUUCUGGGAAUAACUUGAUUUCACCAGAUACAGACUACAGAGCUGGUUCUUCUUUUGAACUCUCUCCAUCUGAUAGCUCUGAUGGAACAUACAUGUGGGAUGAAGAGGGCUUGGAGCCCAUUGGAAAUGUCCACCCAGUUGGGAGCUAUGAGUCCUCCGAAAUGAACAGCAUAGAUAUUCUGAAUAAUCUUGAAUCAUGUGACCUUGAGGAUGAUGACCUUAUGCUUGAUGUGGAUCUGCCUGAGGAUGCACCUCUUGAAAAUGUGGAAUGUGACAAUAUGAACCGUUUUGAUCGAUCAGACAGAAAUAUUCGGCAGUCUCAGGAAGGAUUUUGGAAAAGGCCACCCCAGAGGUGGAGUGGACAGGAACAUUAUCACCUCAGCCAUCCUGACCACUAUCAUAACCAUGGAAAAAGUGACUUGAGCAGAGGCUCGCCCUAUAGAGAAUCUCCUUUGGGUCAUUUUGAAAGCUAUGGAGGGACCCCCUUUUUCCAGGCUCAGAAGAUGUUUGUAGAUAUACCUGAAAAUACAGUGAUACUGGAUGAGAUGACCCUCCGGCACAUGGUCCAGGAUUGUACUGCUGUAAAAACUCAGUUACUCAAACUGAAACGUCUGCUGCAUCAGCACGAUGGAAGUGGUUCAUUGCAUGAUAUCCAGCUCUCAUUGCCAUCUAGCCCAGAACCAGAAGAUGGUGAUCAGAUAUACAAGGUAUGGCUAGGCGGUCAUGCUGAACUUUUCAGAAUUCUUUUCUAUCACCAAAAUUAUAAAGCAGCAACAAUUAAAACAUCCUUUCUGGCUGACUCUAGAACCCAAUCUCUGAAUAAAAUGGGAGACUACCUAAUAGACCUUGAUGCAACUCGGUGUAACAGCCACCAAAAAUCUAAAGAGGAAAAAUGCACAUAUGCCGAUAAAUAUACCCAAACACCUUGGAGAAGAAUUCCUCCUCAAGUACUACAGCCUUCCAGCAGCCUUCCCAGACCCACAGACCACGCCCAGGGAAAACUAAUAAAACCGCAACACAUCGAGGCCCACAGUGAAUGCACAGCCCAGGGCAUGCGUCAGGGUGCUGCACAUCUGGAUGAAAGCUUUACGCACGGCGUGCAACAAGAAAGCGACUGUGGUCUGGAAGACCGGCCUCGUUCGUCAAGCCCGCAGUUGACUAAGGAUGUGGCUAAGAGUACACCUGUGGAAGCAGAUUUGAAUGUGACCAUGGAUGCUCAAAAUCCUCAUCAUUUGGCAAAUAAUCAAAUUAAUGACAUGCAGUUUGUACCCACUUCUAUUCACACACUUACCCAGGCAGGCACAGUAGACCAGGCCAAGAAAGUUGGAAGAAAUCAGUCAUCACCGGAAGACUACACAUCUCAGCCCAAAUCCUUGCAGCCUUUUAAGCCAUCCACCUUGAAUUCUUUGGUACCUCCUUCAGUUUCUGAAUCAUAUCCAAGUAGGACUCCCACUUGUAAGAACUCACCAAUAAUCACACCAUGUAAUUCAGCAAAACUUCAGCUAACAUCUAGUCAAACAAAUCUUGCAAAUAAUCUGAAUCCAAAAGCUUCUAAGCUUCGCCCCCCUUCUGCCUCUUUCAAACAAAAACAAAUAAGCAACCCCCGACUAGAGCCUCAAAACUUCCAGGCCAAGACAAGCAUCCCAAGGCCACUAACAAAAAGAAAAGAAAUCAUGCAGAAUCCGAAUGGCAAUUUGAAUUCUGGGGAUUGUUUGGCCUCUAAUCGAUAUUCUCGUCUUCCUAAACCAAAGAUACAUUAAGUACAUAGCCAUCACCUGCCAAUUUGCUUUUUAAAAAAACCAUCUGUUCUGUAAUAGCUUUACAUGCAGCUUGCUGCCAUGAUGGAGGUUUCAUUGAAAGCUUGACGAAUCUUAAAAAUUAAAAUGUGGAAGCUUCUACUAGUUUGGGCUCUUCCAUUUUAUAUCCUGGUUGAAGUACAUAGCAUUUGACUAUAUUUGUCUCAGGUAAACACAAAAGUUUGCUUACCCAUCUCAAAGGCCUAAUCAUGUUAUCCAUCCCUCUGCACAUCGGAAAAUUCAUAUUAUUACACGUAGCAGGCAAGAAAUGUGCUUUGCUGAUUGAGUCCUUUUAAGGUCUGUAUUAACUGUGGUUCUCAGAGCCUCACCCUUUUUCACUUGUCCCUCCUGUAAAUACGGUUAUUAUUUUAACUAAAGAUUUGGUGAUAAUGGAAGACAGUAGUCUGUAAGCAGAGUGCUGGCCAGUGACUUGUAUAUUUGGAAAUUGAAAGGUCUAUGCAAAGCUCUGUGAUAAAUAAAGAAAAUCAGGCAUUUAAUGGCAAGUCUAUGUAAGUUUUAUUUAUCAGCACGCUACUCUCAAUUUUUAUUUACCAGACAAAUCCCCCACGCAAAAAUGUUUCAUAUUAUAUAUGAACCAAUUACAUGUUGCUUUAACAUCUUAUUUUAUACACACACACACCAUUGUGUUUUUGCUACUGGAUAAAUUUUGGAAAGCUUGAGAUGCAUCUUGAAACCUUUAUCUAAAGAUGUAUUCAUUCAGAACAUAUGUUGGUGCUAGAGUUUUGCUGGUAGUUCCGUUUUGAACCCUGUAGGCUUAUGGAUCCAUGGUAGCUAUUUUAAAGUUCCACAGCAUAUAUUUUAAAUUAAGUCUUUAUUGUAAUGUGUAUAUUUAUUGACUUUGUGCUAAUAUCUGAAGACUGGAAUAAUAGACUUGAAAUGUUUGCACAAAACUUUGAUGGGAUAUGAAGAUCCCAUACAUGGGGAUUUAAAACUAUUUUCUGUAGCAAAACAAGUGAAGAUAUUUUGAGAAUAAUUAUAAAUUUAAAACUAUCUUGUGAAAGCUAGCAUUCAUAAUAGUUUUGCUGAGUUUUCCAGAUUUCCCUUUUAGGUUGGUAAAUGUUUGAAUGACAACAUCUUGAAGAAUAGAUUUGGGAAGAAAAACAAAAUUAGAGAGGGGAAAUUGUGUUUUAUUAAAAGGUAUUAAAACAUAUUUCAAUGGCAAUAUGCUUAUUUAUUUUAAUGUGCUAGGAAGGUAGCUAUGAAACCGCCAAGGGACCAGAUGUGCUGACCUAAUCACGCUGCGGGCCGCUCUUCAGGUGGUUCUGUAAAUGUGCCCCCUUGUUCUCCCAAAUCAUGUCAUCUUCAGAUUGUGCCCCUGUUGCUGCUUUAAUAAGAAUUAAUGUCUUUCAGACAGAUAGCUUUUUACAAUGUACAUUUUUUGUGUGUGAUCCGCUGACCAAAACUGUAUCAAAAGGGAUUAUGGGCAAAAAGUUAGUCACUCAAAUUUCUAGGGAUUUCUUUUAAAAAUAUACAUUGGUAAAAUUGUCUGCCCUUGUAAGAGAAAAAACAGUAAGUACUUUCGAGGAAAUUUCAAAAGAGGCGUUUACUACCAUUUUGAUGCCAUCUUCCUUACCAUUCGAGUGAAUUUGCCAUUCAUCGGUUACAGUUCUUGGAUUUGGUCCAGGUGAGCAUCACAAAUCUAGUGUCAUACUCUCAACACUUUGGCAGGAGAAGCACUGAAGUUCAGAAAGUUUUUCACAUAGUCCAGAUAUUGUUAGUAUAAAGUGAUCAGGCGUAUAUAUCAGCAAAGCUCUUGUUUGUUCAGGAGACGAGCAGUAAUGGCUACAGCUAGUGACAAGUGGUACAUGUGCUCUUUCAUUUUGAAGGAGAAAGAAAACUGAUCUCAUAAUUGCAUAUGCAAUGUUAUCACACAUAUUUAUGUUUUCCCAAAGUAAAAUGUACUGAUGAGUUAGUAGGUUUUUGGUUGAUUUACAGGUUGAUAUAGACUCUUGAGGCACAUCAUGAGAAGGGAAGGUUUUUUGGGAAAGACAGUAGUGCUGGGGAAAAUAGAAGGCAGCAGGAAAAGAGGAAGACCAAACAAGAGAUGGAUUGACUCCAUAAUAGAAGCCAUAGGCAGGAGCCCACGGGAGCUGAGCAGGGCUGUGAGGAUAGGACAUGGGGACGUCCCUCACUCAGAGGGUCACCAGGAGUUGGAGCUGACUCAACAGCACGUGUCACACACACACACACUCGUGAAAUAUUACUUACAAGUAGACCUUUAAGGGAAAAGUUUUAAUUUUUUACUUUAUUUUUAAUUCCCUAGUCUGAGGGAAAUGUCUUUGUUUAUUAUACAAAAAUGUUGACUUCUGCAAUUUGUUUCUUCUCAUCUUUUCCUGGUUUACUUUUUUUCUCUGGUGAAUUUGCAGAAAUGUGAACCCAUCAGUUCAACCUGUCUGUACCUUUGUUGAGCUUUAAUCUUGCAGAAGGCUCAUCAAUAUAAUUAUGAAGCAUAAUAUAUUUAAGAGAAAACAAUCUAGGAUGCUUGCACAAAACAACCAAGUAUUUGCCUGCAGUUUUCUUUGAAAGCUGCAGGAAUAUUAUGCUAGGCUGCUCCAUAGUAAAUGUUCCCUCAGAAGUGAGGGGAGGAAUUCGCUUGCCUGAGUAAUCAGAGAUCACAUCUCAGAUUUGACUUAAUCUCUGGUCAGUGUUUCUGUAAAUCAACUCAGUGCCAAAUCCCCUCCACAGGAACUCAGAUCACUUUUUUCUUAGUUCUUGUGAUUUCAGUGAAGAUGGUUGUGGUGUAUGAAUUCCACAUCCUGAGGAAGAAGUAUUCUGGGGAUUGGCUAAAUUUCUCAUUUGUGAAAAAGAAAAUUACUAGAGUAUGUAGAAUUAUACAUUUGGCUGUCAAUACAAUGCUUAUCAAGUUCUUUAAAGAAAGCUUGGCCUAAGGAGAUUCUCAGUACAGGUGCAGAUGGUUUGAAGGCAUUAAAGGAUUACAAAGCUGUAUCAUUUAGAAUGUUUCUAAAGACUGAGACCCUUGAGCAUUUUUCUUUUGGAGUCUCAUUUUAUUUUAUUUUAUUUUUAGCUGAGCCAUCCUGCCACCUCGCGGCAGCUCAGUGGCAGCUCAGCUCGGGCUGGACAUCGAACCGCACAUAGAACCGCUGUUGGUUAGAGCUUGCACUCUUGAGCGAGCUCUUAACCAACUGCGCCACUCGGCUGGCCCUGGAAUCUCAUUUUAAUUUGUGCAAUAUUUUCAGGCGUAAAGACUACUGUUCAUUGUAUUUAUAUAGAUGUUAGGGAACUUACUAAGUAUUUUAACAAGUAAAAAUCUGAAUAUGAAAGAAAAUAAUCAGAUUUGCACUUUAAGUGAGCUUAAUUGCUUGUAGUCGUGCCUGAAAAAUCAAAAUGCCUCCUGUUAGGUGUGGCUUUUUUGUUGAAAUAAGUUUCUCUGUGAUUGUUGCUGUUUGAAGUAUAGCCUUUCACAGAUUUAUGUCCUUGGCAUGUCACUUUUCCCAUUAAAGCACUAAGUUUUUUGAAUGUUUCCUUGUCCCCUUAAGUAUUUUAAUCAAUGCAUCAAAGAGAACAGGAUCCUCCUAUAGCUGUCACUUCUAAGUCUUCCUGUAUCAUAGAUAGUGUUACAGACACAGAGGUACACUUAAUUUCUGAGCAGCGUUGUCCUCAUGACUUCCGGGUCUCCAGGGCACUGAGGAUGUAAUUUGGGGGUCACCAAAUAGGUUUGCAGUGAAGAUGAGUGAGACUGCAGCACAGUUUCAGUUUAACCAUCAAUCUUACGCACUAGACUCCGUGUUUAUAAAUUACUUGGGGUGGUUAUGUUUGCAUGCUUACACACACAUUUGAAAAUUAAUCAUAGCUGUAAUGCAAAUACCUGAUGUUUUUCCUUGGGGAGGAUGGCCUUGCUAUUUUUCUUCUCAUGCUUGAGUUAUAUUUUCUAAUUUUCUUUCCACACCUUCCUUCAAUUUUUCUGCUGCAGUAAUUUGAAAAGAAUACAUUUGGAUAAAUGAUUAUGAUGGUGGGUGCCAAUCUACAACUGCUGUUAAUUAAAGAUGCGUCAUAAGUUUUAACCUUGUUGGGGGAAAGCUAUCCACUUUCUCAUUGAUAAAUUAUUGCCAUAACAAAAUAAUACCCUAAGAAUUUAAAAUCUCUAAACCAUUACUAGCUAAAAACAAAAACACCACAAUCUUUAAUGUCUGCAGUAUUGCUUUUUCCACUGAUACAAAAAAAAAA
Molecule: messenger RNA, 7715 nt
Organism: Hipposideros armiger (great roundleaf bat)
Lineage: Eukaryota; Metazoa; Chordata; Mammalia; Chiroptera; Hipposideridae
Gene: CCSER2
Product: coiled-coil serine rich protein 2
Exons: 10
Coding region: 276-3473 (1065 amino acids)
Biological process (GO): microtubule bundle formation
Cellular component (GO): microtubule cytoskeleton
Molecular function (GO): microtubule binding
Source: RefSeq, a predicted model, not a curated record